This is a messenger RNA of Oncorhynchus keta (chum salmon), 3637 nucleotides long. RefSeq names its product adenosine receptor A1. The record is from RefSeq and is a predicted model, not a curated record. The coding region runs from base 1272 to 1988 and encodes 238 amino acids. Gene Ontology annotation, molecular function: G protein-coupled adenosine receptor activity. The transcript is spliced from 3 exons. Gene Ontology annotation, cellular component: dendrite; membrane; synapse. Gene Ontology annotation, biological process: G protein-coupled adenosine receptor signaling pathway. NCBI's taxonomy places the organism in Eukaryota, Metazoa, Chordata, Actinopteri, Salmoniformes, Salmonidae.
CAAUGGAGGCUGGCCCAAGCUGUUGCAGCUGAAACUUUUACAAGCUCACUGCUCGUGAGCAGGAAGAGAGAGACACGGAGAAAUAUUUGUAAAGGGAAUUUGCAUGCGCAGCUCCUCUAUUCUCCAGUUCUUGUCUGCGCUCGUUGCUGAAAUAUUGGCAAGCUUAUUUCUUUGUUGAUCAUUGUUAGUGUUUAUUAAAAGGGGAAUUCAUAUAAGGAAACAACUAUAUUUUUUGGGAGGAGUUUGCAUGAAGGUUGAAAUGCAAGGUACAUUUGAAGGACAGAAAUAAAUGAGAAAAUAACAAAAGAAUAGAUGACGUCACAGAGAGAGCUGCCCGGGAUUAUGCCUGAGAAAAGAUGAUGAUGACAGUUUUUGACUGCAGCACUUGUCUAUGUGACAUACGUGUCUAUGUCUCUCUCUCUCUCUCUCUCUCUCUCUCUCUCUCUCUCUCUCUCUCUCUCUCUGGUGGACAGACGGAGGCGGAAGGGGGUGAAAUACACUUUGGCACAGUGACUCUGGAUUAUUUUGGUGACUUUAACUUAUUUUGGCACAGAGUCCUGCGGAACUCUGUCAUUCGGGUUUAUCUUACUACUACCGUCUGUUUCCAGAAGUUGACCCUUUCCUCACCCACCCUCUGUUUGCUGUUGCUGGGGUAUCAUUCCUGCAAACCACAUUUAAUGUACACAUACAGAAACGCCCAUCUGUUACGUUGACAAAAAAGGACACUUUUUUUUUUAACUCACAGGUUGUUUUCUUUCUUUUCUUUUCUUUUCUUUCAUCUCAUUGCGACCGGGCAAUUUUACCAUCUUAUCUGAAAGCGUGAAAGGGGUUCAAAUCAAAACAAAAACACAGGCAGGUGCAGAACAGCUAAAGACGUCUGUAAUGCCUACUGAAAAUGGGAACCGUGAGGCAUGUACUACCUGGGACUGAUGCCAACUGCUGACAAAAGGCUUCACUGCACGCUCUGAGAGAAGUCUUUAACUCGUUCUUUCUUCCCCCCCAAAUGCAUCAGAAAUCUACGGGAUUGAGUUGUUUUGAUGUCAUAAGUCUGGCAACACUUUUUUGCCAUAGGUACAACAGCCGAUCUGGGCCAAAGUGGGCAGGGAGAGAGGAGGGCACGGCCGAGACUGCUCUCAAGCCCCAGCCCUUGUUCGAGUGGGGUUGCUCGCCAGCACGCUGCUCAGCCUUUCCCUCAUCUUGCAGACGAAAGAGAGGGACGUGGAAAUGCGCUCUCCUCUCUUUUCUUCCCCGCCCUUUUUUUCACCACCACCAUGGCCUGUUCACUUCGGGUCAUCUCUGCGGAGAUCCCUGCUCUGUCCUUUACAAAAUCUACUUCCAGGUACAGCAUCAUCGUGACCCAGAACAGGGCAUGGGUGGCAGUGUUCCUGUGCUGGCUCCUCUCUGCCCUGACCGGGCUGGUGCCAAUGUUGGGCUGGCACAACGAGCACACACAUGGUAACCUCAGCACCACCAGUGAUGACAUAAUAGUUUGCACAUUUACCACGGUCAUGCGCAUGGACUACAUGGUCUACUUCAACUUCUUCGGCUGGGUGGUGGUUCCUCUGACCAUCAUGAUCGCGCUGUACGCUGAGAUCUUCAGGGUGAUCCGGAAGCAGCUCAACAUGCGUGCAGAGGCCACCUGCGACACCAGCAAGUACUUGCACAAGGAGCUAAAAUUAGCCAAGUCCCUGGCGCUCGUCGUCUUGCUAUUCGCUCUAUGCUGGUUGCCCCUACAUGUCAUGAACUGCAUCCUUUUCUUCUGCCCGGAGUGUGGGAUGCCCAAGAGCGCCAUGUACGUGGGCAUCUUUAUGUCCCAUGUCAACUCUGCCCUCAAUCCGCUGGUCUAUGCCUUCCGGAUACAGCGGUUCCGCGCCACGCUAGUCCAGAUCGCCCGCCGCUGCAUGCUGUGUAAACACAAGGAGACCAGCCCCUGCCCCAACCAGCCCAGCCCGCCACCCUUGUCUGAUAAAUCUCCAGUCCACCCUUAGCCAUGACCUUCAUUGUUUCUAUGCUUUUCCUGCGGAAUAGUUGUGUUAAAGAAGUAGCCAUAGUGCAAUGAGGAGGAAACUUGUGUUACGCAACCGUGUGAGAGACAUCUGGGAUGCAGGAAACAGUACGUGGACGCCCCCAAUUACUGGAAUGAACUCCAACAAAGAGCGCUUCACUGAAUUAUGGAAACGAAAUGAAUUUACAAUUGAUAUAGGCCCCACCUGGGAAAGACAAUCCAGGCAAAAGGAAGACUUUAAAUAAGAAUUAGCCCAGUCCAUAUCUGUAAUUUCACUCACUGAUGCCAGCUGCAAUGCAUAUUGAAUAAUUUGCUGUAUAUCGAGAUCCUUGUCAAAUUGGCCUGUAACACACUCAUCCUCUUUCAACUUUAGUGCCAAGCUAGUGGCAUGUGUAUGGGUGGGGUGCUGUUACCUUGCCAACUGUUUUGGCAAAUGGCGUUGUAACAAAAAUAACAAUUUACAAGAGUUGGUUCAGUAUUACUGUAAAAUCCCAUGCUUUCCCAGGAAGAUCACUCAAUAUGCCUAUAUCCGUUUUACAGUCAAGCUAUUGUCCAUCACGGUCCACAAAGGAAAUGUAAAUCAAGAUAAUUCUCUGUAAACCAAGCUCCACAGAUUAUUCUAAAGAAGAAUGCUGUUUUCAGGUGAACAGGUUCAACAAUGCUUUGUUUGAGAAGAAUGAUCUGUAGUAUUUUCUCCUGAGCUUGGUUGUGCCAUAAUUUUUAUAACACUGACAGGGUGUUGGAAAAGGCUCCGGGCAUCUGAGUGAGCCCGAUUUAAAUCUAGAGUGAAUUAAUUACAUGCAGUACAUUAUGGCUGUGUGAUUUAUACAACCUUUAUGCAAGCCUUUGUCAGUUCUGCUUCCUCAUCAACUUGACCCUCACAAGGCACUUCCGUAUAACUGAUACACAUAGGGGUAGGUGGUUGGAAAGAGAGUCUGGGGAUAUUGCAUUUGCAUUCAAAGUUAAUAAAUAAUCACAUCCUACUAAUUACACAAUAGCUAAAUUGCUUGACAAUCUGCAUCAUCAGCAUUGUUUUAUAUGGCUAUCGGAGUACGAGAUUUUUUGAGAUUCUGAUAUUACCUCCAAAUGUUUCCUAAAUGUAGAGAUACUGAAAGCAUGCACUGUCCUUGUUUAUGAUGUACUUCGACAUCAUCUUUAUCACAAAGUACAAAUACAUCUCUGACUGAGGAGCACGCGAAAUGUGGGUAUCCCACCACUUGGCAAAGCACGCCGCAGAAACCAAUCAAUCCUGAGCCCAAAGGGGGUUAACACCUGACCCCAGAGAGUGAAGCGGUGGACUCAAAUAAAGAGAGGGCUCAGAUCCUGCAUGGAUCUGUUAGAAAUGGACAGUCCACACAGACAAAUGACUUCAUGACAGGACAUGGGAGAGGUGACACUGAGGCAAGGGCUUGUGCAAUUUGCUCCUGUCACUCAUGUUGUCGGUGAAAGAGGAGACUGACCUGAUUGACAAAAGCCAAUUUUCCAUGUUUAGUUCACACACACACACACACACACACACACACACACACACACACACACACACACACACACACACACACACACACACACACACACACACACACACACACACACACACACACACACACACACACACACACACACAAAAUACAA